CUGGCAGCUGUCCUGAGUAGCCCUAGACACGCGACUUGCACCCCAGGCCCGGCGCCCCCUUACACAUCCCUCUUCCUAUCUCCCGUCGCUCCCCAAAAUGUGUCGUUCCGACAGCAGCUGAGCAUCGCCCCCCUCAGCAGGGGACUUACCUUAACUCCAGCACAAGCUUCCCCAAGCAGUCAUGGGGACGAACAGCAAUGGCUUCCCAAAAGCCAAGAUGAAGCGAAAAGAACGGAUCGGAAGUUGUUCAACAAAAAUUCUAAAAAGAACCUCGUUGGAGGUAUCCAAGAUGAUGAGCUUUAUUCGCCCAGUAAUCUGCUAAACGACACAGAAUCCGAAUCAACCAAAAAAAUUGUUGUCAAGGACGAAAAUUUUCAAGAUCUUACAAAAUCUACUGAUUAUGAUGAAGUGGGAACAACCGCCGAGCAGUUUUACUUGCAAGAAUUGGAGCAGCAGCUGCAGAAAGCAAAGGAGGUGCGCUUAGACCGUAUCGAUCUUCGCACUUGGAAGCAGAAGUUGCUUAAAGCAGCUGGCGAUGACGUAGGGCUUCACGCAGACCUCAGUGGUUUCAUGCAAGCACUUUCUUCUGCUAAAGAUGCUCCCGAAAGUGGCUAUGAGACCACGCUGUUGGCUCGUCCAGAGCCAUCAACGAACUUCAUCACGGAAGACCUCGUACCUUCAAUGGACUCGACGUCUAAGAUGUCAGUGCACAGUUCGAGGGAGGUCACUUCAGCUGAGGUUCGAGAUAUGGCAUUGAAAAGGUGGCUUAAAUCCUCCUCUGCAGCUAUCAGUUCUGAUGAAGCUGAGCGCAGGAAAAUCGAAGAACUCUCCUACAAAAUUCUCAGCCUAGCAGACCCUGAAGAAGAAUCAAAAGACGAAGCCAACGACCGUGAGAUAUACAAGGCAGUUUUCACCAGUGUUGCUGCGUAUCAAAUAAGGAAACUGCAGCGAAAGUUGAGAAACGGGCGCGUGAAGCGCGACGAGGAGAUGGUGUGCUACAAGGACCUGGGCUGCUUCAGGGACGACGGCGCCUUCGACUACCUGGACGUGCUGCCCUCGCCCCCUGAGGAGAUCAACACGAAGUUCCUGCUGUUCACGCGCAAGAACCCAGAAGCGGCGCAGAUUUUUGACCCCAACAACGCAACGUCGAUGCAAGCCAGCAACUUCGACGCCGAGAGCCUAACUAAAGUGAUCGUCCAUGGCUUCGGGUCCUCUUGCCAUCGGGUCUGGGUGCGGGAGAUGCGAGCAGCGCUUCUAACGAUGGUUGACGUGAACCUGAUCUGCGUGGACUGGGAGAACGGGGCGACGGUUCCUAACUACAUGCGCGCCGCCAGCAACACGCGCCUCGUCGGCCGACAGGUUGGACGGAUGGUAGAGUCGCUGAUGAAGGCAACCAACACCUCGCUGGACAAGUUCCAUCUGAUCGGCUUCUCGCUGGGCGCUCACGUGUCUGGCCACGCUGGCAAGAAGCUAAAAUUCAAACGAAUUUCAGGGCUGGAUCCAGCAGGACCUUUGUUCGAGAACUUCCCCCCAUCAGUUCGCCUGGACUCCUCCGACGCAGAGUUCGUUGACGUGAUCCACACUAACGCAGACUCGUUGAUACGCGGCGGCUUGGGCGCCUACCAGGCCAUGGGGCAUGUCGACUUCUACCCCAACGGCGGCAGGAUGCAGAAGGGAUGCACAAACCUCUUCGUGGGCGGGGUGUCCGAUAUUUUGUGGCCCACGGAAGGGGACGGACGUUCUCUGUGCAACCACCGGCGGGGUUACAAGUAUUUCGUGGAGUCCAUAGCGCCGGUGUGCAGGUUCCCCGCGUUCGUGUGCACGGAUUACGACGCCUUCAUGCAGGGGGACUGCUUUCCGUGCGCGGGCUGCGGCAACAUGGGCUACUACUCAGACAAGGCUGAGGGUCGGGGGCAGCUUUACCUUGUCACGCGAGACUCUGAGCCUUUCUGUGCGAACCAAUACAAGGUGUCGCUGAAGCAUUCGGGGGGGCCGCCCCUGCUGAGCGCCGUCAGCACUUACGGCAGGAUAGACGUCACCUUCAUCGGGGCAGACGGCAUCAACGAGACCAUUCCUCUGACCAGGAUGCCUGACGAAGAGCUGAAGGCAGGCUCGAGUACCGUGCGAAUCCUAGUGCCUCAUCCUGCCAUCACAGGCAUCACGAGCGUACAGCUGCUGUACACAGCGUACGAUGGAUGGCUGUCCUCCGGCUCCAAGCGCUGGGCCAUCGACAAGGUGUCCAUCAUGGACAGCUUCGGCAACAUUCAAUCGUUCUGCAAGCUGGGAGUGACGCUGGAGAGCGGCGUGCCCUUCGUGGCGCGUCUGCAACCAACCGCCUGCACCCCGCGCUUCACGCCCUGGCGCACCAUCCCCCCUGCCCGUCCUGGUCUGAAUGUCACUCCGUCACCCAACACUCGUACUAACGCCACGUCAGGCAUUACCAUCAUCGAGCACAACACCGUCAUCAGCACGCAAGGAUCCAACGUCUCCGUCAUCGUUCCUGAAUCAUCGAACAAGCAAGAGGCCGGUGGCGCCAUCCGGCCUAAAGAACCUUCCUUCCACAGUCACCUUCCCACUAGCGAAGUAUCCGUCAACAUGGGCGGUAACGUCCAGACAAAUCCUCCUCAAUCAUCAGUUGUUAUUAGUUUCCCUGGAUCUCGCGAGCCUCCGUCUGAGAAUCAUUCUCCUCCUUUUGCUUCACCAGCUUCUGCACCAUCUGCUUCAUCGACGUUCUCCAUUUCUCUUCCAUCAGCGCCUUCAGGAACUGUGUACAAAUUUGUCCCUCCUCAUGGAGCUCCAGACGUGGCGCACACCAACUUGCACUGGACCUAUAAUUACGACGAUUACUUUGAUUAUAACCAUCACGUGGUACACCUUAACUCAACAGAGUACAAACCCAAAUUACCUCCAACGCUUGUCGUCACAUCCAUGCCCCUUCCCGAAGAUUUUGGUCAAAGCUCAUCUGAAACAGUGCUCCGCGUCAGCGGUAACGAAACUCACAACAACGGAUCCAACUUGAGAGACGGACCAGCUCCCAAUCUCUACCCAGCGAGCAUGACGGAGGGCAUGGAAGAAUCUGGUUACUCCUAUGAUAACGAAGACCUCGAUUUUGAAAUUACGACUACAAUGGAAGACCUAAUGCCCGGGGUGGUACUACGGCCAAAUAAUUUCAACGCGUCGCGCAGUAGAGUCGUCAUAAAAGUGAACGAAACACCAGCAAAACUGUGGGGGCUAACUAGUCUUCACAACAAGGCUCCUGCAAGUUAUGCGAUUAAUUCAAAGAAUGUGACAUCGCAAGAAAUAAUUUCUGUUAAUUUGAGUUCCAUUAAUUCUUCCAGCCCUCGACUUGAUUCGCCAUCAGGGUCGAUGCAGUCAGAAGACACGCACAGUAAUAGUCAAAGUAUCAAUUCAGAAUCUACUGCAACCAAUGUGGCAAAGUCUGAACUCGCCGAUCAAAAAGCCCAGCUUGAUGAAUCUCCUUACCAAUUUGGCUACAUCCUCCAAAACGGUGAUGUUACAGGUCAAACUCUACUGAUGCUAAACAGGCAUAAUGUCAACGGGCACUCUUCCGACAAUCCUUUAGCGGCCUACAUGAGAGAUUUUGUCAACAAAUCAGAAUUUCCUAAUGGCAACGAUUCGGGUUUGGGUGCAUCAGGCAUUUUGUACAAUAGCCUUGUUGAUGGAGAAGUUCCAAUGAAUGAGAGAGCACGUGCAUUGUUCCCCGGCUCAAGCAAUACCAACAAUGCGAAUCUGCAAACAAGUAAACGAACCAACGUCUCACGGGAAAAGAUGAAAAAAGAUGAUGCUAGUACAGCAAGUAAAGGAAACAUCAACGUUCCUUCACCGGAAAUGAUGGCAGCAGGAGAUGGAGACAGCAGCAUCCGCCCAAGUCCGCCUAUUGAUAGAUACAUUUCGCACGGUCAUGAUUCGUAUCACAACGGCCCGCACCACAACAUCAAAUUCCAACACAAAGGAAAUGAUUCUGAGCGAAUGCCGAUUCUUUCUGUAAAUUUGAGACCUCCUGCUGCUCCAAAUGGCUUUAAAGAUCAUAGCAGUGAUCGGGGUGAACAUACAACAAACGCACCUGUCCUUAGCACCACGAGCGCUCCAUCGUACCUUGCGCGGCUUACAGCUUACUUCCCACAACUUUUUGCUGAUCAACUCGCUUCGUUUACCAAAGACAGUCCAAUAACUGAGGCUCCGACUCAAGCUGUCACUGAUGAAAUUAGAUCAAAUACGACAAUUUCUGGAUUGGAAAGUCAAAGUAAUUUGACGGAGCGCAUUAAAGGAGGAAAACUCGUCGCCAAUACCGAAUCCAUGGGUUCCGAAAACCCGUCGUCAACUACAACCACGACGGAAUCUUGGUUUCCCUACUCAUGGAGUUAUUUUUCCGGUCGCAGAUCUUCUGAAGAAACGGAAGACGAUUCAUUUGUUCAUAGUGAAGAUGAAAACCGUGCAAUAUUACCAACAAUUAAUGUACAAAGUGCGAAGCACGCUGCAGUUUCGCAGGGCGAGAUUAUUUCAUCGUACACCACACAUGAGUUACCGCAUCCUAUGCCAGAUGCGCCAAACAAGCAUUUCAACCCUUUAAUUUCGUUCUCUCUUCCUCAAAACACUCAUUUCCAAGUAACCGAAAAUGUAGCUCCCGGUAGCGAUGGCGGGCAACUGGGAACGGGCACCAGUCAGCGAAGAACUGAGCCGCCUCUGGGACGACGGCGAAUUCGUAACCAUCAUCGCUACAACCAAAAAGGAGGGAAAAGUUCUCCAAGUUUCAGACUUUUACCGAAGUCGAUUAAAAUCCCCAAAGAUCUUCCUCCGAACUAUCCGUUUUAUCAACUCAACCCGUUGACAGCCCUUCCAACCCGUUUAGUUGCUCCUCCUCCGUUGCCCUCCGAACAAGUCUUCCAUAGGAACUCAGGUGAUAAGGAAUUGGCUUCCGUUACGGAUUCUGCUUAUCAGGCGUCUGAAAUUUCCUAUCCUAGAGUUUUAGUGGGCGAUCAUCGAUCAAAUGUUGCAAUAGUUCAGUCAUUAGAUCCUCACAAAGUGUCAAACUUUUCGUCGGAUGUUGAAUUGAAAUCACAAACAGGAUUGUCAGAGAAGCGAAACGUUAUUGACACGAAAAGCUCGAACGGGAGCGAUGUUCAAAAUGAUGCUGACAGUAUCAAUGCCAAACCCGCAAAUUCAUCUGAAAGCCGAAAAGAACGCAAAUUGGAAAUUUACGACAAAACUUCGAUCAUGAAAGUGCCUGUAUCUCAUGAUGUCACGAAGGCUGGCAGAAUUUCACAAUUGAAAGAUGUACCGCAACCCGACGCUGAUUUAGUUUCUUUCGACUAUCGUCACGAAAGGCCACUGUCUAAUUUACCGCUGGUUGGACAUCCGAACGCAGAGAUCGCCUCGUCUAACAACGGUGUGAUAUCACAACCAGAUUUGGCUGGCGAUUUCGUGGGUUACGCACUUGAUCCAAACCCUCAUUAUACAUCUUCAGACAGAGGAGUCCGUCCAGUCAACGCACCCGAUCAGUCUCAAUUAUGGCAACAAGAGCACCAGUUUGACACUGGUGCGAAAAACGGCGACUUGAAACAGCCAAACUACAAAUCUGGAAUUUCCGUCAUUUAUGAUACAGCUCCUAAACACUUUGGAGCACAUGGCGUUAACCAUAAUGUUGGGCCCUCUCUUCCGAAUAUUCCUGAAACUUCGAGUUUUAGCGACUCGUCAGCUUUGCUGGACGAAUUUGUUUUUGUUGAUUCAUCUUAUGCCUCUCUUCUGCCUAGCCCGGCACUUCCUGAGCCUUUGGUCAACUUUUAUCAUGGAGCAAAUUCAAAUGUCAAUGCUCAGCCUAAUAGUCAGUACUCCGAAAGCUACAUUUCAGGUCCUAGCUUAUCCUAUAAAUCCUUCCUCACUAGCCCAUCGGAAUUGACAUCAAGUGAGUACAGUGCUCGUUUUCCACCUACUUUUAAAGGCUCUCGAGAUCCAGCGACAAUGAACCAAAAUCUCCCCAAAGAAUUGACAAUGCACGAAAGACUCCUAGAACCUCAUCAUUCUUUGCCUUCAACACCUGUCCCUAUUAAUGAUGAAUUUGACGACAGCUUCUCGUUUGGGGGAAGAAGCUUAUCCACAGAGCAUUAUCCCAGAGGCUUACCUCAAAAUAUUUACAAGAGUUCAGGGGAUACUCCUCAUAGAAUAUACGAGAGCAAUACGGAUGUUAGCGGUGAUUUUUCGGGGCAUCGGUCACCUCCAUUGCCGGCGGUUGAAGCUGCCGCGGGCAACAUUAGAGAAAACGGAAUGCAUUCUGGAGGGUUGACAGCUAGUGAUUAUCGUGAUCCGCUUUUCAGGGAGGCCUCUUCGUCACAUUUUCUGACGUUUGGCAACAACGAUAGAGCAUCUGGAGACGGUAGGAGUUUCAGUUCAUUAACUCCUCAAACCUCCGUCGUCGACCAUGUUAAUUCACAGCAUACUAUCGAUGGCAGAAUAGUUUCUCGUUUAAGGAGUAUUGCUUUCCAAGGCCCAUCUGUUUCAGAAUUUCAAAAUUUCGCGUCUGUUCAAAACCCUAACUUAGAUGCUGGAGCCAGAGGGCGUGGAGGCAUUUCAAUUCAACUUGACCCACCGAUUGUAGGGUAGGGUUGAAGCCCAAAUUUCAUCCUAUGAACAGCUGUAUUCGAGCAACUAUUUUAUUAUUAAUUCGGGUCAACAAAAAUUCUUAGUAUAUUCUAUACUAACUAAGACGAUGGAGUGAACAAAAAGUUCUUAAGGUACUUUUGCUAGGGGUUGGUAAUAUGUUUCGUUGUCUUAAAGGAUCUACUUUUAAUGAGCGAAAUAGAAUGAGUUGUUGAAUUGUGGGCACUGGCGCCAUUAAAUAAUAGAUCGUGUGCUAAUUAAUGUUGUGAUGAAAUUAGCCUGCAACAUUAACCAAAAUUUCAAGUUUUGUCUCUUGCCGUCAAAUGAAAAAAUUAGAUCAGGA
Messenger RNA from Hyalella azteca, 6958 nucleotides. RefSeq lists its product as uncharacterized. Lineage: Eukaryota; Metazoa; Arthropoda; Malacostraca; Amphipoda; Hyalellidae. The record is from RefSeq and is a predicted model, not a curated record. Gene Ontology annotation, molecular function: lipase activity. Gene Ontology annotation, biological process: lipid metabolic process. The transcript has 12 exons. Bases 571 to 6618 code for a protein of 2015 amino acids.